Molecule: messenger RNA, 2649 nt
Organism: Hemisphaericaspora subhashii
Lineage: Eukaryota; Fungi; Ascomycota; Pichiomycetes; Serinales; Debaryomycetaceae
Gene: CST20
Product: mitogen-activated protein kinase kinase kinase kinase
Exons: 1
Coding region: 1-2649 (882 amino acids)
Biological process (GO): intracellular signal transduction; protein phosphorylation; regulation of MAPK cascade
Cellular component (GO): cytoplasm
Molecular function (GO): protein serine/threonine kinase activity; ATP binding
Source: RefSeq, a predicted model, not a curated record
AUGGAUAAUCUAGACGAUGGGAAUUUAGAUUUAUCACCUGAAAAGAGAUCCGCCAGCGAUGACAUAGAUUCAUGUUCAGUUUCUGAUGACGAAGAAGAAGAUGGAGAACAACCAGACAAGACAGUUGUUCAACAUGAAGUAUCAUCUCCAACCACAUCUUCUUCAGUAUCUCCAAUAAAUUCAAGUAAUCAACAUUAUAAGUCUUUAAUAGAUUCUGGCUCUACACAAGCACCAAGAUUAGCGUCAAAUGCUACAGUAAUAAGGAGUCCCAAAACACGUCCUCCACCAGCACCUCCAACUACUUCAACCACUGCUCAUAAUCAAACAGCUGCUAUAACUCCACUUAUGCAAAAUUCUAAUAAAUUUGGUCAGUCAUCUCAAUUGGAAAAUUUGGGUAUGGGAUUAGUUAAUGGUUCUGCAAAUUCAAAUGAAACCAAGAAAAAGAGAAAAAGUGGUAGUCGUAAAGUUCGUGAUGUUUUAUCUUCAAUGUUUGGUAAAAAUAGAUCAUCAUCAGGUUCUAUGGGUUCAACUCCAAGUACAUCAAGUCCAGAAAUUAAUAUUAAAAUCAGUACUCCAUUCAAUGCUAAACAUGUUGCCCAUGUAGGUGUAGAUGAUAAUGGUUCUUAUACCGGAUUGCCUAUAGAAUGGGAAAGAUUAUUAUCUGCAAGUGGUAUUUCAAAGACUGAACAAGAACAACAUCCGCAAGCUGUUAUGGAUAUUGUUGCAUUUUAUCAAGAUAAUAAUGAAAAUGGUGAUGAUUAUGCAUUUAAGAAAUUUAGAUUUGAUGGUGAUAAGAAUGAAUCUUGGUCUUCCAAUCCUGAUACUCCAGUUUCACCAGUUAAGACUACAUUUUCAAGUGAAAGUCCAGAAGGAAGUAGGACUCAUAGUUCUUCAUUCACUUUAGAUGAUAAACCACCAGCAUCAACAUCUUCAUUACAACCUUCAGCUAUACCGAAAACCCCAACUUCUCAUUAUGAAACUCAAUUUAUUCCAAGUAGACCAGCACCAAAACCGCCUUCUACUCCAACGUUGAAACCUUCACAUCCAGGAGGUUCAAGUCCAAAUGCUCAACAAAAUUCUCAAUCGGCAUCAUAUGCAUCACAAUCAUCAGCAACUGGAUCAUCCAUGAAAUUAGUAGGACGUUCAAUAUCUGCAAUUUCUUUAAGAAGAAAGAGUGAAAAGGGAAUCCAUGCUCCAUCAGCUCCAAUACCUCCAUUACCUAAGAUUCCUAAAUCAAAAUCCCAUUCUUCAUCAUUAGCAAGUCAUAUAGCUAAACCUUUCACUGGACCAACUACUGCACCAAUCAGUUCGACUGCAAGAUUUGAUUCAGGGCAGCAACAACAACAACAACAACCAUUACCUAGGCAGAGAGGGAAGGAUGAGUUUAAGGCUCAUCGUGCCCCACCUCCACCACCAAUAUCAAUAAAUAAGUCACAGGUAGAUGCCGUUAAUCUUGCCGCCCCACCUCCACCACCACCUCCUCCUUCACAUGGAGUGAUAGCGCAACAAUCAUCAGAAGGCAAUGUUGUAGUUGUUGAUGAAGCUAGUGAUGUCCCACCACGUUCGAUUCCACAACAGGCAUUGGCUGAUAUAACCGGUUCAACCACUGAACAAUUCGAGAAAACCCAACUACAACAACAACAACAACCGCCACCAGCAAGAAAACAACUGCAGACAGCAGUACGUGAUGCCAAACAAGCCGCUAUUCUUUCUCAACGUAAACGAGAAGAAAAAAGACGUAAGAAUCAACAAAUCAUAUCCAAAUUACAAAGUAUCUGUAGUCCAGGAGAUCCAAAUGAAUUCUAUACCGAUUUGGUCAAGAUUGGACAAGGUGCAAGUGGAGGUGUUUAUAUUGCUCGUGAUAAAGUGAAUAAAGGUAGUGUAGCCAUAAAACAAAUGAAUUUAGAACAACAACCUAAGAAAGAAUUAAUCAUAAAUGAGAUAUUGGUGAUGAAGGGCAGUAAACAUCCAAAUAUUGUUAAUUUUAUUGAUUCAUAUUUGUUAAGAGGUGAUUUAUGGGUGGUUAUGGAAUAUAUGGAAGGUGGAUCAUUGACUGAGAUUGUGACUCAUAGUGUUAUGACAGAAGGACAAAUUGGGGCUGUUUGUAGAGAGACUUUGAAAGGUUUGAAAUUCUUACAUUCAAAGGGGGUCAUUCAUCGUGAUAUAAAAUCAGAUAAUAUCUUAUUGGAUAUAAAUGGAAAUAUCAAAAUGACUGAUUUUGGAUUCUGUGCUCAAAUCAAUGAAUGGAAUGUUAAGAGAACCACCAUGGUGGGUACUCCUUAUUGGAUGGCACCUGAAGUUGUAUCAAGAAAGGAAUACGGUCCAAAAGUUGACAUUUGGUCUUUGGGUAUUAUGACUAUUGAAAUGAUUGAAGGUGAACCUCCAUAUUUGAAUGAAACUCCUUUGAGAGCAUUAUAUUUGAUUGCAACCAAUGGAACACCUACAUUAAAAGAACCAGAAGCUUUGAGUUAUGAUAUUAGGAAGUUUUUGAAUUGGUGUUUACAAGUUGAUUGUAAUAAGCGUGCAAGUGCCGAUGAAUUGUUACAUGAUAAGUUUAUUUUGGAAAGUGAUGAUUGUAGUUCUUUGAGUCCAUUAGUUAAGAUUGCAAGAAUGAAACAAGCUAAUGAAGGUCAGGAUGAAGAGUUGUAA